This is a messenger RNA of Cimex lectularius (bed bug), 982 nucleotides long. RefSeq lists its product as uncharacterized. The record is from RefSeq and is a predicted model, not a curated record. NCBI's taxonomy places the organism in Eukaryota, Metazoa, Arthropoda, Insecta, Hemiptera, Cimicidae. Bases 51 to 446 code for a protein of 131 amino acids. The transcript is spliced from 2 exons.
CCUUCGUUUGUUUUGGAGCCAUCUAUAUACCAUAUCACUGUAUCUGAGGAAUGUGGUUUUUUUACGUUUUAAACUUUCCCCAGAAAAUACAGUUCUUUGUCGGUGUUGAAGUGUUUUGUAGAUACGUGGAUGAAUAUCUCGAGUGGUUAUCACCGAGGAGAAUUAUACAGAAUACUCCAUUGUUUAAUACGAUGUUGCUUUCAAGGAGAAGGCAAGGCUCGAAAAGGUCGAGAGGCGACGGUAUUUUCAGAGUCAAUUGUCUGUACGUCGAGAUCAAGGAUGUCGAGUGGGUCGGCGGCCCUUUUGUGUUUGUGUCGCGCCUAUCCGAAGUCCCGGAGCCUGUCUCCACUCUUGUAAUUAGUCAGGGAUGUGUUCUGCUCGAACACGUGUUCGACCGUCUCCCGGGAUUUUGCCAAAGGCAAAAACUUGUGGAAACCACCGGCUGAGACCAUGUGAGCCGCCCGUAACGGAACCCGUUUCCUGCAAUCAGGGCAUUCCGACGCAUUAGCCGACACAUAUGAAAUGGGAAAAUUAAAUUAUUACCCACUAAACGACCCCUUAUUCUAUACUAUAUAUAGUUGUAAAUGCGCUCUUUUCCUCAUAAAAUAACAGGGACCACCGAAAGGUUUAAUUGUUCUCCGGUUUAAUUUGUAAGUGUGAACACGGUUAUUAACUGGAACAAUGCUUAUGUGAGAGCCUUUAAAUGGUUGAAAAAAGGACGACCUCGACUAUUUGUACUUAGUACCAAUCUGAUUAAAUGUCUUUGAAGUAGAGUUUUGGUUUUUUUACUAAAUUACAGAAUUAUGCUAAUCUGUACGCCCGGAAACAAGUCCUUUAAAACUAACUGGAUAAUUUCGUAGUAGGGGUCAGAAAUCAUCAUAAGAUCGUUAAAUUCACUUUAAUCUGAUUUAAAUCAAAUCUUUUGCAGUUCUAAUGGCGUCAACUUACGCAAAAACGCACUUCAAAAGACAUAAAUUAAAAA